GGAAGUGCACGCGUGCCUGUUCCGUCUGUUCCUGCGGUCCGCUGCUCCGCCGGCGCCUACUCCCGCGCAGUCUUUGUUCCGGUCUUCAGGCCGCCCGCCCCGCCCCUUGGCCGCCACCACUGCCCCCCGCCCGGCGCCAUGGCCGCUGCGGCCGGGGACGGCGCGGUGAAGCCGCUGCAGUGCGCCAUGAAGCUAGCCAACGGGGCCAUCGAGCUGGACACCGGCAACCAGCCCCGGGAGGCAUAUACAGAAUACCUGAGGAGUAUCCACUACAUCUCUCAGGUGUUGCUGGAAGAAGUGGAAAUCACCAAAGACGAUGGGGAAACCAUGCCCCCAGACACCUUGAAGAUGCUGAAGCUGGCAGAGCAGUGUCUGGAGAGGGCUCAGUCAACAGCUGCCAAGCUUGGGAAAGCAUGCCUGAAGCCAGCCAUGCCCGUGGCUGCUCCUGUGUCCUUGCCUACCAGUCGACACCGUCGGGUGUACUCAGAUGAAGGGGGGAAGCUCCUCCCAUUUCUGCCACCUGAGAUCUUCCAGAGGCUUCAGGUGGUCGAGUCUCAAAGCUCUAAGAAGGAGCUGACACCCCUGGAGGAGGCCUCCCUACAGAAUCAGAAGCUGAAAGCCACAUAUGAGGCCCGGAUGGCCCGCCUGGACCCCAGCCAGGCCACGCAGAAGACAUCGCUGACUCUGUCCCUUCAGCGGCAGAUGAUGGAGAACCUGGUGAUCGCUAAAGCUCGGGAGGAAACACUGCACAGGAAGAUGGAGGAGCGCCGGCUGCGGCUCCAGGAAGCCGCCAACAGGAGGUUCUGCAGUCAGGUCGCCUUGACCCCGGAGGAGCGGGAGCAGCGAGCGCUCUACGCUGCCAUCCUGGAGUACGAGCAAGACCACGACUGGCCGAAGCACUGGAAGGCCAAGCUCAAGAGGAGCCCUGGGGACCUGUCGCUGGUGACCAGCCUGGUGUCCCACCUGCUCAGCGUGCCCGACCACCCCAUCUCGCAGCUCCUGAAGAAGCUCCAGUGUGCGGUGUACCGGGCACUGUACCCCGUCGUGAGCAGGGGCGCUGCGGCCGCCUCGGCCCCCGGCUGCUGCUCCCUGCCCCCGGACGCCGACGGGCUGCUGGCACCUGGAAGUCGGCGGCUGCGGCCGUCGCAGAGCCUCUACUGCAUGCUGUGCCCCCCGGAGCCCAGCUCGGCCCAGCGGCCCGCGGACGGCCCCCCUGCCAGUCCCCCCACACCCCCGCUGCACCCGGGCGCCCCAGACAGAGGAGCGGAAGGCAGCCCUAAGGGGCCUCCCUCACCCCUGGCGGGCAAGGACAGCUCCUUUGAAGACUUGGAACAGUUCUUGGCUACUUCUGAGAGGUGGGGCCUCGGCGCUGGGGGGCAGCCUGAGCCUCAGACCCCAGGGCUGAAGGACGAGCCGUUGCUGGAGCAGCUGAGGAGCACCGUGGAGGACAUACACAACGCCAUCGGUGAGGGCGGGCCGCGCUCCCGCAGUGCAGACAGGCUGCUCUCGCUGACACUCCUGGCCUUCGAAGGCCUGAACACGGCUGUCUCCAAGGACCGCUGCCUGGCCUGCAUCGAGGAGCCUUUCUUCUCCCCACUGUGGCCCCUGCUGCUGACCCUCUACAGGAGUGUGCACCGGUCCCGCGAGGCCGCCCUGAGCAGGAGCAUGGAGCUCUACAGGAACGCACCUCCGGCCGCCGUCGGCAUCCCCACCAAGCUGCUGCCCCAGAACCCCGAGGCCGCGGGGACCAGCGCCUACCCCUACUGUGCCGCAGCCCAGGAACUGGGGCUGCUGGUGCUAGAGAGCUGCCCCCAGAAGAAACUGGAGUGUAUCGUGCGUGCCCUGCGGGUCAUCUGUGCCUGUGCUGAGGGUUACUACCGGGCCCAGGAGCCUGCGCUUGAGGCUGGACCACAGCCGGGUGCUGCUGCCAUCGGCGCUGAUGACCUGCUACCCAUCCUGUCUUUCGUGGUGCUGAGGAGCAGGCUUCCCCAGCUGGUGUCAGAGUGCGCUGCCCUGGAGGAAUUCAUCCACGAGGGGUAUCUGAUUGGAGAGGAGGGCUACUGCCUGACGUCACUGCAGAGCGCCUUGAGCUACGUGGAACUGCUGCCCCGGGGGGCCCUGGGCAAGUAGUGGAGGACGGGACCCUGUGGACUGUACCCUGUGGACUGUACCAGGAGUCAGCGGCACUGGGGGCACGGCAGCUCCCGCCCCAGCGUCUGCUCCCAGGGGCUGGAAGAGGCCGCUCUGUUGCUGACUGGACGGGCCUAAGCUGGGUCAGCCCCCCAGCACCAGGCCUUGCCAUUUCCUGUCCCCAGGGCAGAGAGGGGGCAUGGGCCCGGCUGAGGGCAGGGCUGGUGCCGCUCCAUUCUUCCCCUGUGACAGGCAGAACUCCCUGAGCCAGUUUCUGUCAGCCCCCUGCCCCCAGAGUCCUGGGGCCCAGGUGGUUUGAGGCUGUGCUGCUUGUUUAUUGAGCACUGACCGGGCCAUUCUCCCCUGGAGGCCCAGGUGUACCCAGGCAUCUGCCGUGUCUGGGGGCUCUGAGCCAUACUCCCACCCUUGGCAGAGGGCAUUGGACAGCCUCUUCUGGGUCGCUGUGAACCCGAGGGUCAGUGUGUGCCAGCAGCCCAUUGCCUGCUCUGACCCUCCAUGCCCCCGGCAGCCACUGACCUGGCUGAGAAUAAAGAGAUCACUGAUGUCUCCUUCCACAUAGCUGCUGGUCCCCUCUCCCUGGCUGGGAGCACAGCCACCCCCUCUACUGACCAGGAAGAGCCAGACUCCCAGAGGCCACUGAGGUCCACUACACCAGGCCUGCCCCCCAGAUCCUCUGCUCAGGAGUGGGGUAGCCCUGGGGCUGCACCCCCUGGGACAGGGCGCUCUGCAGGGUCAGAGGUGAACCCUGGGUCC
Messenger RNA from Rhinolophus ferrumequinum (greater horseshoe bat), 2904 nucleotides. It is a transcript of the gene VPS9D1, whose product is annotated as VPS9 domain containing 1. Gene Ontology annotation, cellular component: endocytic vesicle; cytosol. The record is from RefSeq and is a predicted model, not a curated record. NCBI's taxonomy places the organism in Eukaryota, Metazoa, Chordata, Mammalia, Chiroptera, Rhinolophidae. The transcript is spliced from 15 exons. The coding region runs from base 139 to 2130 and encodes 663 amino acids. Gene Ontology annotation, molecular function: guanyl-nucleotide exchange factor activity; small GTPase binding. Gene Ontology annotation, biological process: vesicle-mediated transport.